CGAUUCGGCAAAUUCCCAAUCGCUCGCAGCAAAAUCCCAUUCCAAACACUCAACUUUUACCUCCGACAAAUCUCAACUCUCUCUCCCCUCCCUCCCUCCCUCUCUUUCUCUCUCUAGGGUUUUGCGUACAAAUCGGAUAUGGCCGGCACUGGGAUCCACCCGUACCACCAGCAAUGGCAGCCCGCAGCCGCCGCUCCUCCGCCUCCCCCUCCGGCUGUUGGCUCUAUAGCUCCUCCUCCUCCUCACCACCUCGUCGACAACCCCAACCGACCCCUUACCGAUGAGGUUCGCACCAUAUUCAUCACUGGUCUUCCUGAGGAUGUGAAGGAGAGAGAGAUACAGAACCUCCUGAGAUGGUUGCCAGGAUACGAGGCCUCGCAGGUCAACAACAAGGGCGAGAAGCCUAUGAGUUUCGCGCUCUUUUCCACUGCUCAUCAAGCCAUUGCUGCCAAAGACGCCCUUCAGGGUAUGAUUUUCGAUUCGGAGUCGAAGGCUGUGCUGCACACGGAGAUGGCAAAGAAGAAUCUUUUUGUUAAAAGAGGAAUUGUAGGCGAUACAAGCCCUUACGAUCAGAGUAAACGUUUGCGAACUGGUGGUGACUACUCACAGGCUGGCUAUAGCAGUCCAUCUCCUUUUCAUCCUCCUCCUCCACCUGUUUGGGGGCCACACGGGUAUAUGGCUCCACCACCUCCUACGUAUGAUCCAUAUGGUGGUUAUCCUGUUCCUCCAGUACAAAUGCAUCCUCCUCCUCCUGUACCAGCACCGAGUAGUUAUGUACCUGUUCUGAACACUAAAGAUAACCCACCGUGCAAUACCUUAUUUAUUGGAAAUCUGGGAGAGACAAUUAAUGAGGAAGAACUGAGGGGCCUUUUCAGCUCACAACCUGGAUUUAAGCAAAUGAAGAUCUUAAGACAAGAAAGGCAUACUGUUUGUUUCAUUGAGUUUGAAGAUGUGAACAGUGCCACCAAUGUACACCAUGCUUUGCAGGGUGCUGUUAUCCCCAGUUCUGGUUCUGUAGGCAUGAGAAUACAAUAUUCAAAGAACCCAUUUGGGAAAAGGAAGGAUGGAAACCACCCUGGUGCUGUCCCUGCUGCCAAUGGAGCUCCACCGGCUAUGACAUACCAGUAGCUUGAAGGGGAUGUACUCUGUUCCUUAUGCUAGAGACAAUCACAACCACAUGAUAGGAUGCAUCUUGCAGCUGUUGCAUGCAUCUAUUUCAUAGUCACGUCAUCAGCAUUAGCAUCUCCCCUCAUGUGAAUGAAUGCGCUUAGUGGCAUCUUGAACAUACCAUUUGGCCAUGUUAUAACGUACUUGUGACAUGCAUUUCAGCAGUAUGUGUUAAUGCCUGGAUGUUAGGGGCUCAAAUUGUUAUCAUCUUAUAGCGUAUUUGUGACAUGCAUAUUUCAGCAGUAUGUGUUAAUGCAAUAUUAGGGGCAAAAAUAUUGUUAUCAUCUGUAGGGUGGUGGGUUGUGCAUUUGUCUACAGAUUAAAUUGUUGUAUGUCGAAAUUAGGAAUGACCAUCCAUAUAGACAUCUUGCUACCUUACAUUAUUUUUGAACUUAGGUUUGAGUGAUUAACUUAUCUCAACCAAUCAUCUGAAGGUGGUCCUCAGUUCUAUUUGAUGGCAUAACUUCCAUUCCGUUGUGAAUACUUAGGAAAACACACCAUUAGUUAUCAUGUUUUCCGUUUCCAUCACGUUUUUCAUUUCCAUCCCCACGACAUACUAAUAACUUAGACUAGUCAUAGAUCAUCGUUUAAGCGAGGAGCUAGACAUGCAGUUUUACCAUUCAAGAUGUUCGAAGCAUGACUUUUCAGAAAGAUGUUGGGUAUUAUAUACAUGCUAUGUGGUUUAUAUACAGGAUAUUCCAAUACCAAAUGACAAUGCACUAUUCAUUUGAGGAGGUCAGGUGUCUUCAGCUGCUCGUUUGUUUCAGGUAAUAUUACUUCACUAGGCAACCAUCAAGCAAUUUUCUUGUACCUCUGGCCUCGAGAUUAGUAGGUAUCUUGAUGUUCAUCGGCGAGAGGAAACACAUUUUUUCCAUAACUAGUUUGAAGCAAAUAUGAUGGAACUAUGCGUUGGUCCUAGCGUGCCAUUGAUUACUUGUAAGUGAACUGAAUUCAUAGGUUGUGAAGACUUACUGGAAAGUGAAGAAAAAUAGAAAGUGGGUAGUUUGCAGUUCUUGCUUCACUUUAUGCAAGCCCUACUUGACCUUAUUGGGUGCGGGUGCUCUUGAUUUUGACCAUACCCACUGAUUUUCUAUACGUGCUUUCGCAACUAGAAUGGAUUGACCCAUAGCAUGGACCGAUAUUCAUAGCCGUCG
Messenger RNA from Malus domestica (apple), 2321 nucleotides. The record is from RefSeq and is a predicted model, not a curated record. NCBI's taxonomy places the organism in Eukaryota, Viridiplantae, Streptophyta, Magnoliopsida, Rosales, Rosaceae.